This is a messenger RNA of Beauveria bassiana ARSEF 2860, 1353 nucleotides long. RefSeq names its product ser/Thr protein phosphatase. The coding region runs from base 1 to 1353 and encodes 450 amino acids. The transcript has 4 exons. NCBI's taxonomy places the organism in Eukaryota, Fungi, Ascomycota, Sordariomycetes, Hypocreales, Cordycipitaceae. The record is from RefSeq and is a predicted model, not a curated record.
AUGGGGCAGCUCUCCAUGACGCUCGCAACGGUCGUGAGCCGUAUCCUCGGGGAAUACGGGAUUCCAUUAUGCAUCAUCGGGGAGCUCGCAUUGAACUAUUAUAACGUUCCGCGGGACUUGGAAGUAUGUGUCCCAAAGGGAAGCUCUAUUAUCGCGGCCUCCAUGCUAUGUCUGUCUGGCUUUUUUCAGCCCUUUGAUACAAAAGAAGCGAUCAACAACUAUACAGAGUACAAACGGGGCUUCCCCCGCUUGAUCACAACGUUGUUGGAAGGCAAACAGCGAUCUAUCAUCAUCUUCACGGCCAAUGUCUAUGGGUUGGAGCCUCUCGAGCAAAAGACUUUACAAUCUCGAGGCGUAGACGGGAGCUUUAGCAAAGAAAUCGCCGAUGUACCUUUGGAAGAGAUAGCGACUCUGCCACUGCCUCGACUGGCCCCAUUCUUGGCCGGCUUGGCCACCAAAUUUAUCUUGACGCAAGAUGAUAAUGCCAUGAUUGCUGUUGAACAACUGGUCGACGGGAUGAACCUGGAUGAAAGCUGGGUAGAUUCGCAGCUCGCAGACUACCCACAAGCAGUACGCGACAUGAUUACUGGACUGAUAAAUGGCAAACAGUCCAGAAUUGACUACUUCUCGGAUAAUCAGGUCACAUGCUUCAUUCGUGACGAAACAGAAGCGGCGCAUGACCGCCUCAAUGACGCCGCCAUAGCCCUAAAUCGAGCGUUCAGUGAACGUAAUAUAGCCUUUGGAAUUUUCGGAGGCUACGCAAUCAACAUAUUCGGAGGCUACCGAGUGACGAAAGACAUUGAUUGCAUUGCAUCGGUGACCAAGAAUGAGGUGAUCAAGGUGCUCGACGGGCGGCACGGAUUUGAAGCCGUGCCACAGAGCCGCCAAGACUAUGUUGCCUUCCUCUGGUCCAAUCAGCCAAAUAAAAGCAACUCAGUCUUGGUGGAGAUUUUUUGCGAGCUAUUUCCAGGAGCCGAGCAUUCGAUGGCAAGCCUGCCGCUUCAAAGCAUGGCCAUCCGUGGCGCAGCUCUAGGAGAUGGCACGUCUAACUUUCUCCCGACAUUCUACUUGUUCAAAGGAAAGCUUCGUGCUGCUGCUACCCGAGCUAAAUAUCAUGAUACGGCGGAUCUAAGGCUGCUAGAGGGCACGUAUGGAGACGAGAUAAAAUCGCUAUGCAAAGGCCUCAAUCUGAACUAUGUCGGGCUUGCCAUCAAGAGGUAUCCAGAGCUUGAGCGGCUUUUCGAAAGACUGGGAGUGGACGUGCCGAAGGCCAAGGAAGUGACAAAAGACGCCGACCUCGGCAAUCUUCCUCCUCCUGCGCCCGGCGAUGUUCAGCGCGGUCUGCUUGCGUAA